UGGGUUUUCUGAACUUGAGUUUUUGGCAUCAGAGUUUCUCCUAGCUCAGGGUCGCCUUUUCGAAGCUUCAUCGUCGAUGACGACGUUUCGAGCCCUAGCUUGACGAUCCUUUAUUUGCUCAGCUCUAACCACCGAAUUCUGUCUGGGCUGUAGAUUUUCAGAUCGUAAGUGGGAAUACAGAAUGCAGCGUCCGCCAUCGACUGUGGAGGAGCAGUUGAUACUAAAAGCAAUUGGAGAAGAAUGCAUGUGGGAGGGCCUCCCCAAACGCCUGCAAUCUACUUUGAAUUCUAAGGAAGAAUGGCAUCGAAGGAUAAUUGACCAUUGUAUCAAGAAAAGACUCUCCUGGAGUGCUUGCUUUGCUCGGAAAGUAUGCAAAGAGGGUGAAUAUUAUGAAGAACUGAUGCGUUAUCUUCGAAGAAAUUUAGCGCUAUUUCCUUACCAUCUUGCGGAAUAUGUUUGCCGUGUUAUGAGAGUUUCUCCCUUCAAAUAUUACUGUGACAUAUUGUUCGAAGUGAUGAAAAAUGAACAACCCUAUGACAGCAUUCCUAACUUUAGUGCGGCAGAUGCGCUGAGGCUCACAGGGAUUGGAAGAAACGAAUUUAUUGAUAUCAUGAACAAAUGCAGAUCUAAGAAAAUUAUGUGGAAGCUGAACAAGUCAAUAGCUAGAGAACUCUUGCCAAUAGAACCUGUGGAAUUUCUAAUUGAACCAUGGUGGGGAGUUUGUCUUGUAAACUUCACUUUGGAAGAAUUCAAGAAACUCUCAGAUGAAGAAAUGGCAACCAUUGACAAAAUCUGUAAGGAGGAAGCGAAUUCAUUCAUUCUUUUUGACCCUGAAAUAAUUAAGGGUCUAUAUCGCCGGGGCCUUGUGUACUUUGAUGUUCCUGUGUAUCCUGAUGAUCGUUUUAAAGUUUCUAGGCUUGAAGGAUUUGUUUCAAACAGGGAACAGUUAUAUGAAGAUCCCAUUGAAGAGUUGCUUUAUGCUGUGUUCGUUGUGUCCAGUGCGAAUUCAACUGUUGCUGAAUUGGCAACAACUCUACAAGCCGAUCUCUCUCAGCUACAGGCUGCUGCAUCCUUUGCUUGUCGACUGGGUUGGGCACUGAAGCUUAUUGAUCCUGCAUCUAUUUUACAGGAAUCAAAUGCACCUGCAUCUCCUAAAAUUAUGCUCGGUGAUGAAGAUGAUGGUUCUCAUGCUACAAUGGGUUCUGGAAAUUUGUCUGGUGAUGGCAGUGGUCUGCAACCUGGAGAUAUGUUGUUGACAGAAAAUUCUAGUCCAGCUGCUGAUUAUUCUCGUGUAGCUUUUGUUGUCGAUGCUAACAUAACAUCUUAUCUUAUGAUGGGAUCUGUUUCACCAGGCCUAAAAUCUCAUGCUGUUACUCUGUAUGAAGCUGGAAAACUUGGUCAUGCAAGUAUUGCGGAUCUUUGCAGAGACCUUAUUACACUAGAAGGGGCCAAAUUUGAAGGAGAAUUACAGGAAUUUGCAAAUCAUGCUUUCAGUUUGAGGUGUAUCCUCGAAUGUUUAACUUCAGGUGGUAUAGUUGCUGAUGGACGAGAAAAAAUUGGUUCAAUAUCAUUGAGCAAAGAAGACGAGACUGCCGACAAAUCUAAAGAUAUUAGAAUGGAUGAAGCUAAGAUGAAUGUGGAUGAUUCUGAGAAACUAAUAUCUCCUGAGAGUGAUUGUUCUGCUGAGCCUUUGACUGAGGGUACUACCUGCUCCAAUGCUUUAUCCGAAGAUAAAGAAAUUAUGUCCGAGGUUUCUACAUUAAAUUUUAGUCCACAAGAUGACGAAUCAUCUGAUUCUGUUGGAAGUAUGGCUGCCAGAAAAGAGACAAGGAAACCACGGAAAUAUCAUGUGGACAUUCUUCGUUGUGAAAGCUUAGCUUCUCUGGCUCCAGCUACUUUGGAUCGUUUGUUCACCCGUGACUAUGACAUUAUCAUGUCCAUGAUUCCACUUCCUUAUUCUUCUGUUUUGCCUGGAGCCAAAGGUCCCAUUCAUUUUGGUCCCCUGUCUCAUGCUUCCAUGACUCCCUGGAUGAAGCUGGUGCUGUAUUCUGCUCUUUCCAGUGGACCUCUUUCUGUUGUUCUGAUGAAAGGUCAAUGUUUAAGAUUGCUUCCUGCACCGUUAGCUGGUUGCGAGAAAGCCCUUGUAUGGUCGUGGGAUGGAUCUACAGUGGGGGGUUUGGGAGGAAAAUUUGAAGGGAAUUUAGUGAAAGGAAACAUACUCCUACACUGUUUGAAUUCUCUUCUCAAGUACUCUGCUGUGCUGGUUCAACCUCUAAGUAGAUACGAUCUUGACGAAGGAGGGAAAGUUGUGACUCUAGAUGUUCCGUUACCCUUGAAGAAUAGUGAUGGUUCAAUGGCUUAUAUUGGUGAGGAACUCGGAGUAUGCAAAGAUGAGUGUUCAAAGUUAAACUCACUGUUACAUGACAUUUCAAACAAAAUAAAUCUGUGGACAAUCGGUUAUAUUCGGCUAUUAAGGCUGUUUAAAGAGAGGGAUCUUGAAAACUUUUCUGUUUCUGAUGAGAAGUAUGAAUGGGUUAUUCUCAGUGCAGAAUUUGGAAUUCCACUUUUUAGUCCCAAAUUAUGCAACAGUAUAUGUAAAAGAGUGGUUUGUUCACAGCUACUUCAGACGGACUUACACAAUGAGCAUAAUGAAGCAAUGCAAAACUUGAGAAACAGGUUACGUGAUGUUUGUGCCGAAUACCAAGCAACUGGUCCCACUGCAAAGCUUCUUUACCAAAGAGAGCAAACUAAGGAAAAAAGUCCAUCUCGACUGCUAAUGACUUAUGCAAGCGGAAAAUGGAAUCCGCUUGUGGAUCCUUCUUCUCCUAUAUCAGGAGCGUUAAGUGAGAACCAACGAUUAAAGCUUGCCAACAGGCAGCGUUCUCGCACAGAAGUCCUGAGCUUUGAUGGUAGUACCCUAAGAUCAUAUUCACUGUCUCCAAUUUAUGAGGCUGCCUCCAGACCAGUUGAAGAUACUCUUGGCAUGGCAAAAGUUGAAUCUGAGGAUGCUGAUAGCAAAGAAGUAAUUCUUCCUGGAGUGAAUCUUCUUUUUGAUGGAUCUGAGUUGCGGCCUUUUGAGAUUGGUGCUUGCCUCCAGGCUCGUCAACCUGUGUCCUUAAUUGCUGAAGCAUCAGCAGCAUCUGCUUCGUUGACAGGCAAACAAAAAAUUUAAAUCGAUUCUCAUAUCUUCAUUUACUUGAAUACCUUGUUUUAUGAAACCAAAUGCACAGUUGCGGAUGCUGCUUCAUAGAUACCGACUCAUCUGUUUUUACAACUACAAGCGGGUUCUUCAGGUUUUGUAGCUGCAGAGUCUGUUUCUGGAUAUUUUAGGCUGGGUUCUUGUAGGUUGUUGCAAGGAAGAGAGGAUUUAUUUGAUCUGUUAUGUAAUUCCGAAUGCGUGUACAUGCCUACAUCAGUUUAUUUCUGCAUUAGGUGGAACGGGAAAAAAAAAAAAAAAAUUGUGUUGUUUUUGCACUUCGUGUGCAAAAUAAUAGUUGCCACUUCUUUAUGCUAAAACAGUUCUGGAGUCUGCGAAAGAUUAGACAAGGACAACAUAUGGAGAUUAUAUCUCUAGUGGUAUCGGCGUUGGUCAGAAUGUAGUGAUGUUUUCAAACUCUACCUAUUUUGUAUCCAAGAGAGGAAUCAGAAUUCGCAAGCCAUUGGGUAUCAGUUCUUUAUAUUCAUCUUUAAAUUUGCUUUUGUUUCUAAAUGGUCGUUAUACCCGGAUGUACGGCUAAUGAUUUUAGAUGCGAGGAUUUUCGAGAGUACAACUAUACUAGUUAUCGUAUGAAAAUAACGAUGGACCCUUAAUACAGUAGCUAAUGUUGAGAUGGUGCCCGAUUGACGUAUGUUGUAUCUGAGGGUGUUUUUCUGUUCUCCCAAAUAAUCUCCUUGUCAGAUUGUGUGCAAUUUGCCUUUUCUAUUUAUAGAAAUUAUUUUGUUAGCAUGCCAAGAGCUUUUUCCUUGAGACUGGUUCUAGUCGGCUCAUUAUACUAAAUUAGUAUUGUUC
This is a messenger RNA of Striga asiatica, 4009 nucleotides long. Lineage: Eukaryota; Viridiplantae; Streptophyta; Magnoliopsida; Lamiales; Orobanchaceae. The record is from the annotation of a GenBank genome assembly.